AUGACGGCCCCAGAGAAGGAUGACGAGGCCACGCUGGCAGAGCAAAGUGUCGACAUCUCAGCCAAAUCAGCUGCGGACGAGUGGGCUCAUCAUCCUGACAACCCACUGGGAUGGAGCAGAGCGAAGAAGUGGCGCAACGUCAUCAUCGUGUCCGGCACGGGAUUCGUCAGCACGGCAGCCUCCACGACGCUCACGCCAGCCGUGCCUGAGCUCAUGGCACAAUUCGACACGCAAAAUCGACAGCUCAUCAUCUUGACGACGUCACUCUACGUUUUGGGACUGGGCGCAGGACCUUUCCUGUUUGCGCCAAUCGCAGAGGCACGAGGUCGACGGCCGGCCUACGUUUCCUCGAUGGUCUGCUUCACUUUUAUCGCGCUCGGCUCGUCAUUCACGCAGAGCAUAGGCAGCCUCAUCGCGCUUCGCUUCUUGAGCGGCGUAUUCAGCUCAGUCGGUCCAGGUCUGGGCGCGGCGUCUGUGAGCGACUGCUUCGCCAAGGAGGAGCGAGGCAGGCCUAUCAGUCUCUAUGCACUCGGACCGUUGCUGGGUCCGACGCUCUGGUCGAUGCUGAGCUUCUGGAUCAUAAGAGCCGGCUGGCGGUGGUCAUUGCGGAUCGUCUGCUUCAUGGGCGCCGCUAACCUUGGGAUGAUCGUCAUUGGUCUCAAUGAGUCCUAUGCACCUGUCUUGCAGCGUCGGCUCAGCUUGCGCGACGAUGUCCAGCCGAGCGAGACUUGGUCGCAGAAGCUUACACCCUCACACAAGACCAGGACGCUCAUCAAGCGGACUUUCUCGCGGCCUCCCAGGCUGCUCCUGACCAAUCCUGUCGCUGCAUUCUUGGCCACUUUCUAUGCCUACUUGUACGGGAUCAUCUAUCUCGUCUUGGUCUCAUUCCCAACGCUGUAUGGCCCUGCCGAUUCAAGUACAGGCGACCUUCCGCAUUACAGCUGGCCACGCCGGACAACACUCGGAUUGGCCUAUUCUGGCUUAUUGCUCGGCUUCCUCACCUCGGCAACGAUAGCCAGCGUGUACCAAGACCGGAUCUAUAAGCGCUUGAGUGCACGCACGGGCGGCAAGGGUCAGCCAGAGUACCGCCUCAUCCUCACCCAGAUUGGCGUCAUACUCCUGCCUAUCGGCCUGCUCAUAUUUGGAUGGAGCGCAGAGGCUAACACUCAUUGGAUUGUGCCUCAGAUCGGAUCCUUUCUGUUUGCGCUCGGCCUCAUGCUUGCUUUCAACUCGAUCCAGAAUUACAUCGUUGACGCAUUUGUGCCCUAUUCGGCUGCAGCUAUGGCCGGCGCGACGGCAGCCAGAUCCGUGACCGGCGCCAUUCUACCCAUCUUUGCCGAAGACAUGUUCAAGCGGCUCGGCUGGGGGCUUGCUGGCACUCUGCUUGCUGCUAUUGCCGCCAUCGCUAUUCCCGUUCCGUUGCUGCUGCUCAGAUAUGGCCAAAGCCUCAGGGAACGUUUCGCAUUCGUAGAUUGA
This is a messenger RNA of Mixia osmundae IAM 14324, 1476 nucleotides long. RefSeq lists its product as uncharacterized. NCBI's taxonomy places the organism in Eukaryota, Fungi, Basidiomycota, Mixiomycetes, Mixiales, Mixiaceae. The coding region runs from base 1 to 1476 and encodes 491 amino acids. Gene Ontology annotation, molecular function: transmembrane transporter activity. The record is from RefSeq and is a predicted model, not a curated record. Gene Ontology annotation, biological process: transmembrane transport. The transcript is spliced from 2 exons.